Coffea eugenioides is the source of this 3292-nucleotide messenger RNA. Its product is annotated as cytochrome b561, DM13 and DOMON domain-containing protein At5g54830. The record is from RefSeq and is a predicted model, not a curated record. Lineage: Eukaryota; Viridiplantae; Streptophyta; Magnoliopsida; Gentianales; Rubiaceae.
ACAGUACCACCCAGCAAACGACCUCGUUUCCCUUAUAUUUUAAACUUGUGUGAGUAACGGAAUAUGAAGAAUGGAUGUGAGACGAACUGAGGAGCUGUCAGAAAACACUGCAGCCGCCUACUGUUCCUGCUCCGCGUCUCCCACCAACGUUGCCGUCUCCGAAAGAAAGUUUCCUUACAGCGAAUUACCCAGAAUAAUUUGCCGCAAAUAUUCCUUUGAAAAAAACUGUGCCUUCAUCAGGUAAUUAUCGAUCCUGUCUCUAUCUUAUUUUUCUCUUCUUAUUCAUAAUUACGUCAACUUUUUCCCGACCAAAUCAUACCCUCACUGGAUUCUCGCCGGCCGAUCUUUAUCUACCGACCGGUGCAAGAUGGCACCGAAAGAACCCUUUUUUCUUCUCGGGUUUUUGCUCUUGUUUUGUUUUUUAAUGUCCUUUUCCAAUGCGAACUGCCCCAAAACCAAUUCUUCCCUCCUCAACUACACAUCCCAAUUCUUGAUGGUACAACACCAAUUGCGUGGGGUACUUACUAUCCUAGAUGAUUGUUCCUUUAAGGUUUCCCAAUUUGAUAUGCUUCAAGGCUCGGAUAAUGUUAGCUGGUGGGGUGCCUCGGGUGAAACCUUCGAAAAUCUCACUCGGGGUUUUCUGAUCUCAGAUCAUAAGUUGAAUCAGACCUAUAAAAAUGAUAGCUUUACUGUUAAUUUACUGAAAAAUGUCACUUGGGAUCAGAUCAAAGUUCUUUCUGUUUGGGAUUUGCCCACUGCUUCUGAUUUUGGUCACGUUGUCCUUGGGAAUUCUUCCUCCACCAAUUUUAAUGGGACUGGUGGUCCUUUGACAGUUACCAUGUUCGAUAAUUGUAAAGUUUUGUCGAAAAACUAUAGGGUUAGGUGGAAUUAUAGUGAAGAUAAGGAUUUGAUUGAUUUUGGGUUGGAAGCUGCUAUUGGGAUUCAGAACUAUAUGGCCUUUGGUUGGGCAAAUCCCAAUGCUUCCGAGAAGUUUAUGGUGGGUGGAGAUGUGACUGUGAGUGGUUUUAAGGAGAAUGGAAUGCCAUUUGCAGAGGAUUAUUUCAUAUCAAAGUAUAGUGAGUGUGUGGUGAAUGAGGAGGGGAAGUUUCAGGGGGUUUGUCCUGAUUCCAUGCUUGAUAGCUCUGAUCCUAUUGGUUUGGUUAACAACACGAGAUUAGUUUAUGGGCAUAGGAAGGAUGGGGUUUCUUUUAUAAGGUUUAGGAGACCGCUGAAGAGUGUUGAUGGGAAGUAUGAUUUGGCUGUGAAUCCUAAGGCUAAGAUGACUGUGAUCUGGGCUUUGGGCUUGAUAAAGCCGCCUGAUAGUCUUCGCCCUUUUUAUCUUCCUCAAAAUCAUGGUGGUACUUUUGGACACUUGGUACUUAACAUAUCAGAGACUGUGAAUGAUUGCUUGGGACCUUUGGAUGCUGAAGACAAGGAGGACCAAGAUCUUGUCAUUGCUGAUAAGAAGGAACCUCUAGUUGUUUCGACUGGGCCAGCAUUGCAUUACCCCAAUCCGCCUAAUCCUUCAAAAGUUCUUUAUAUUAACAAGAAGGAGGCUCCUGUUCUUAGGGUUGAGAGAGGGGUUUCAAUCAAGUUCUCCAUACAAGCAGGGCAUGAUGUUGCAUUCUAUGUCACCUCUAAUCCACUUGGUGGAAAUGCUACCUUGAGGAAUAUGUCUGAGACUGUUUAUUUUGGGGGACCAGAAGCUGAAGGAGUCCCAGCAAGCCCUACAGAACUGACAUGGGCGCCUGAUCGCAAUACACCAGAUAUAGUUUAUUAUCAUUCUGUCUAUACGCAAAAGAUGGGUUGGAAAGUUCAAGUAGUUGACGGGGGUCUGCCAGAUAUGUAUAACAAUAGUGUUGUUUUGGAUGAUCAGCAAGUUACACUUUUUUGGACAUUAUCAAAAGAUUCAAUAUCAAUUGCAGCUCGGGGUGAAAAGAAAAGUGGUUAUCUUGCAAUAGGUUUUGGACGUGAAAUGGUACACAGCUAUGCUUAUGUGGGUUGGAUUGAUGAUGAUGGAAAAGGAAGGGUGAGCACAUAUUGGAUAGAUGGAAGGGAUGCCUCUAGUUUGCAUCCAACUCAGGAGAACUUGACAUAUGCAAGAUGCAAGUCUGAAAAUGGUAUCAUCACAUUUGAAUUCACCCGUCCGUUACACCCAUCUUGUAGUAAAAGAGAUGAAAGGCCAGAAUGUAAUAACAUUGUUGAUUCUACAACCCCUCUUAAAGUUAUUUGGGCAAUGGGUGCUCAAUGGUCAGACAACCACUUGAGCGUAACAAAUAUGCACUCUGUCACAAGCAAGAGGCCUGUUCACGUGUUGCUUAUGCGUGGUUCUGCUGAGGCAGAGGAGGACUUGCGGCCAGUAUUAGCUGUACAUGGUUUUAUGAUGUUUCUUGCGUGGGGUAUACUGCUUCCUGGUGGUAUUCUAGCUGCAAGAUACUUAAAGCAUGUCAAAGGUGAUGGGUGGUUUCAACUUCACGUAUACUUGCAAUACUCAGGAUUAUCAAUCGUUUUCCUUGGUUUUCUUUUUGCUGUAGCCGAGCUUCGAGGUCUGUUCCUCCACUCAUUACAUGUCAAGCUUGGAAUGCUGGCGAUAUUGUUGGGUGUUGUGCAACCAGUAAAUGCCUACUUUCGACCUAAGAAACCUGGUGCUGGAGAGGUGGUUUCUUCAAGGAGGAUUCUUUGGGAAUAUAUGCAUGUCAUUGUUGGCAGGUCCAGCAUUCUUGUUGGGGUUGCAGCUCUUAUCACUGGAAUGAAGCAUUUGGGAGAAAGAUACGGUGAUGAAAAUGUUCAUGGACUUACUUGGGCUCUGAUAAUCUGGUUAUUGGUUGGUGCUUUGACAGUAAUUUACUUGGAGUACCGUGAGAAGAAGAGGCGGCGGGAUAGAGUAUCUGGAGGAAGCAGUUGGGUAUUGGGUAACGGUGAGGAGGAGGAUGUCGAUCUCUUGAGUCCAAGUCGGACAGUAGCAGAAAAAGAUUCAGAUUUUUCUGAAAGAAUGGAAGUGCAGUUAGAACCUUUGAGCAGAUAGAAACUCCCUUUGAAGAUUCGCCUAGGAUAUAAACUUGCUCUGGUCCAGCAAUUUUGAAAUCGGCAACUCAUACAGAAGACAGCAGGCUUUGUUGGUUACAAGGUUUUAGGUGUAUCACAUGUCACGGCUUUGUCCUACUUUUUGUCCCUCGCGAGGCAGCUAAGCUGCUGGAUGUAAUUGUAUACUCCAUACAUUUAUUGGCAUAGUUAAAAAGUAUUCUUUUUAAUAGAAAUCUCUGUAGAAAGGAUUUUGCAGUUCUCUUUUGCA